This is a messenger RNA of Scomber scombrus (Atlantic mackerel), 22895 nucleotides long. RefSeq names its product nesprin-2. Gene Ontology annotation, molecular function: protein binding. Lineage: Eukaryota; Metazoa; Chordata; Actinopteri; Scombriformes; Scombridae. The transcript has 112 exons. The coding region runs from base 184 to 22515 and encodes 7443 amino acids. The record is from RefSeq and is a predicted model, not a curated record. Gene Ontology annotation, cellular component: membrane.
AGUGAAUACAACACUGCGAAUAUGAAAGUACACAGCUGUACAUUGCUAGUACUCUAUUCUUCGUUGUAACAUGCACUACAAUAGCUGUCUUCUGUGACUACAGCUCAGCAACAGUCGACUAUUUACUCAUCUAUGUCUCCUGGACUGUUCCAAGGCUAAUUUUGAGCUACGCUUGGAGACUACAUGGCUUCAGGUGGAGCGGAGGAUGACGACAGAGGAAUCCCAUUGGACAUUGACAAUGUGCACAUGCUCCUCCAAGUGGAGCAGGAACAGAUCCAGAAAAGGACUUUCACCAACUGGAUAAAUGCUCAACUCUCGAAGAGAACGCCUCCCUCAUUUGUGUCAGACCUGUUUUCUGACCUCAAAGAUGGGUCGCCACUGCUUGACCUGCUGGAGGUGAUGAGCGGACAAAAUAUGAAAAGACAAAGAGGCCGUGGGGUUUUUCAGCAACGGGCCAACAUUGAAACAGCACUGAACUUCCUCAAGAAAAAAUCUAUCAAACUGGUGAACAUAAACAUCCCAGAUAUCAUAGACGGACGGCCCUCCAUCAUUCUCGGCCUUGUGUGGACCAUCAUUCUCCACUGUCAUAUUGAGGAGCUGGCCAGCACUCUCUCUUUCAGCUCCCGUCACUCGUCCCUCGACUCUCUGGUCAGUGUGGACUCCUGGUCCGGCAGCCCAAUCCCAGCUAGUCCAGUUCCUGCAGGUCGGACAUCGCCCCUCCACAGACGCUUCCGAAUGUCCGCCAGAAGAGCCCUGCUCAUGUGGGUGAGGGACCAAUGCCAAAAGGUCGGUUGCUCUAUCAGCAUGAAAGACUUCAAGUCGAGUUGGAGGAGUGGAGAAGCCUUCUUGGCCAUCUUGUGCUCUCUCAGACCACAGCUGUUGGAUCUCUCUCUGGUCCGGUCCAGAAGCAACCAGGAGAACCUGGAGGAAGCGUUUCACUUGGCUGAGAGGGAACUCCACAUCGCCCGCCUGCUGGAGCCUCAAGAUGUUGAUGUUGAAGACCCAGAUGAGAAGUCCAUCAUGACUUACGUGGCCCAGUUUCUACAGUACUCCAAUGACAUGCCAGCACCUGAUGACGAUAUGCAGACAUCUCCCAGCCAGCGUGCACGAGAGGUGACCUGCUGGUUGCAGCAAGCCUACGAGGAACUGUCAGAGGCGUGGACAGCCGCAGAGAAAUCAAGCUAUGCAGAAAAAUAUCAGGUCUUUCAAAGCCUUGCCAGCAACUUCACUGAGCAAAAGAGACCAGUGAUGACCCUCUUCUCUGCUAUAAGACGAUGCCCCGACCUGAGUCAAGAGCAGCAUGCUCUCAGGACAUCGUUGGAUCAUCUGGAGGGGGAGCUGCAGAGAUGUAAAACAGACCUGGAUCGGAGUCUUCCUCCUCCUAUGGACUCUGUGGCUUUGUGGCUGCAGCGUGCGGAGGCAGCGCUAACAGAAGAGGGGGAAACAGUGAAAGACCACGCAGAUGCUGCCAAAGAAGCAAGAGCUCAACAAGACACUCUAAAGACUUUAAUUAAGGAGAUAAGCCAUCACUCCAGUAUCCUCGACACUUUCAACAACAUGGAUGACUCCGGGAACAUUAUAGUGCCCCUUGAAAAGUUUGAUGAGAUAAAAAGACGAUUAACCAAUGUCCGAGUCACAGCCAAAUAUCAAGGGAUCAAGUUGGAAUUCAAGGAAUCCCGUCACACCAUGCUGGACCUCAUGGGCCGCGUCAGUGCUAAGGUUCAGUACUGGAAGGCUCCGUACAAAUCCCAAGAGACAGUUCUUCAGCUUCUGCAGGACUGGCAUGAAACAGUGGAGCGCCAAGGUCUGCUUAUGAUUCUGACGGAUGCUCUCCAAAACCUGAAGGAGAAGGCUAAUGUUUAUACCAGCAAAGCAGCACUAGAUUCCCAGUUUGUUACUCGACAGGUGAAGGAAGCAGAAAGUGAAGCUGCGCUGGUCACACAGGCUGUGGCGACUGUGAAGACGACGAUGGAGAGAGUGGCGUCUGCUUGGGAGACCUACGACAAGUGCCUUAUCUCUCUACACACAUGGCUGAAACAGAAAGCACAGUCAGAAACCCAGUCUGCUGCUGAAGGGAUGCAGGAUAUGAGUGAGUGGACUUCGUGUCAGGCUCAGGUGAACGAGGUGGGGAACUUGCUCAUCGAAGUGACAGAAGCUUCAACCAGCCUCCUUCUGGCCGAGCAACUCAGCAAGCUCAACAAGCAGUGGGCUGAUUGCAUGAAGAAGACAAUGUUUGAAGUGUCAUCGGAGCUUGUUGUUGGUCCCCUGUGUUUUCAAAUGGUGCGUGCACUGUACCAUGAGGCCAGCUGGCUACUGAGACAACCGCUGGAGGUGGCAUCAGUCAAACUGAAGGCUAAAAGGCAGAAACUACAGCUACUCAGUAAAAAGUUAGUGGAGGCUGACAUGUCAUCCCUCGGUCCAUCCCCGGACAAAGACAGGCUUAAAACUCUCCAAGAGAUGCUGGUGGAAGCAGAGAGGACCUGCGGGGAGCUGCAGCAGGCCGCAUCCGGGCUAGAGGGCCGUCUGGCAGAGCUGGACCACUGGAGCUCAGAGGCCCUGGACUGUUACCAACUUCUAAAGGAGAAAGAGCAGAGAGGACGCACUGCACUGCAAUCUACAGCUGAAGGUUUGAUUUCUCGAAGUCUGCAGCUGGAGAACCAGGUUGUGACUGAAGGACAGAAUCUGAAGGAUCUUGUGGCACGAGUCAAGAAAACGUCUUCUCUGCAGUACCUCAGUACCACAGUCAUGCAGGACAGGAUCUUAGUGACAGUCUCCCAGUGCCAGGAGAUUCUUGGAAUGUUUACUUCCCUUGGCUUUAGGAGACAUGUUGGUGAAGCUCCUGAACAAACAGCCCAUCAGAAAAAACAAGCAGAGGCAGGAUUAUUAGUUGUGGCCAGAACCAAACAUGUAGACCAGAUUGGGAACAUUAAACUUCAAACCCAGGACCCAAGACAACUUUCUUCUCAGAUUCCCUCUCAGAUACCUCAACAGAGGACAAGAGGACUCCAGGGUCCAGGGCCUAAAAGUUACACCCAUUCCCAGAACACAGGUGGCGAAACGAUAAUCGUCAUACCCCAUGUCCAAAUCCAAAUGCUGCCUCAGUCUGUAAAGAAAGUUGAAUCUGAGGCCAUGAUCCAGCCACUGCCAUUUCCCCAAUUCCACACUCAAGCUUUAAGUCAGAGUCAAAAUGAACAACAAGCUCCUGUUGGACCAAGGUCUCCAAAAAGUCCACUGCUAUCUAAACCCACACCAAGUUCACCCACAGAAGAAAAGACAGUGUCUUCCCCUUCACAAACCCACAAAUUCCAGCCUAAAUUCAGAACAAGAGAUCAACCAAACACUCCACAGAGUUCUAAAACAUCUCCGCAGCAACUAGUUAUGGUCCGCAGUGAAGUUCAUUCAAAGGCCCAGUCAAUGGCGAGGAGCAGGCUGGAGAAGGCCAGGUUUCGUUUGCAGGGGCGCAUCCAGCAAGCCAUCAAGUUAUUUGGCGGCAAAGAGAUUUCAGAGGCCCAAGCCAAGAAGAAACAGAGAGCUUUAAAGAUUCUGCAGCCUGCCUUCCUUGAGGAGUUCCUUGCUGCAGUGGAGGGUUUUGGGGCCUUCUGCUUUGGGCCCCAGCUCCAGGACCUGAUACUCCUUUCCGACUCAGUCAGAAAGCAGUGGGAGGAUGUCUGCAGAAAAAUGGCCGCCUUUGUUCCUCUAUUAUGGUCUAGUAUAGGAGAAAAGCGCUCAUUUUCUGUUGUGGAAUGUGAAAUACAUACUAACUACGUUGUGCUUGAAGCCACUGACCAGACUGACCAUGAUUCUUUGCAGCAGCGACAGACUGUCACAGAAGGAUAUCUAACCAUCGAGGAGCGCGUUGAAUCACUGCAGGAGCUUAGUGAAACACUGACACCAAGAGAAUCCUCCUGCCUCGCAACAGACCAACUGAAGGAGGCAGAUGAAAUGCAGGAAACAAAACCUAGUGGCAAAGAGCUCCUAGAUGACAGCAGGCGACGGCAGCUCUGGGGAAACCCCCCGCUGGGAGCGACUGGCGUGCCGGACGGCCUGCAGCUGAGCAACAAUCUCCCACAGAAAACAAGCGCGGGAGGCCCACAGCGAGACUUCUCAGCUGUGGGUUAUUCUGUGUCAGGGCAGCUUCACCUUGGUGAUAUCCUCCGACUGCAAGCUCAGGACGUCCCGACAGUGAGCGAGGUGCACCUGACACAACCUAAAGUCCUCUCAGGAUCUGGGCGGGAGGCUUCAUUUCAAGACAAAGAGCAGCCGCUGAAAGCCUGUGUACUACACAUCCCACAGAGCAGUCAGCCAGUCCAAACUCACAUCCAGAUGGUUGUCAGGGGCGACACUGUGGAGACCAAGCAGGAGGCAGAGUGGACCGUCAUCCCAGAGGAAGCUGCCGCACCACAGGAAGAGCUCUCCUCCGAACAGAAAGUACCUGAAAGGAUGGUGUCUCUAGAGAACUCUGCAGACCUCAUUGAGUCUGCAGAUAAUCAGAUGGCACGGAUAACAGAGAAACUGGACCGGAUCAUCAGAAGCCCUGUGGACAUUUCCUCCUUGACUCUGGCUGAUCCUCGACUGGUAUUAAACUUAAAGGAAAUGGAUGGCAAAUUGAAGUCUGAAAUGAGACAGCUAUCCAAACAAAGUGCUGAAGAGGACAGACAAGGGCCGGAAGCCACAUCCUCUUUAUCUUUCUGCCAGAACCUCCACAGCAGUGUCCAUCAUGUGGAGCAGCUCAGACAGCAGCUACUGAAAGUUCACUCAGCUGUCUGGUCCCUAGAUCGCUUCUUGGACACAACAAGCGAAGUUGAGGCUGAGAUCUCAACCCUGCAGGCUAAACAGGAUCCCAGCAGGCAGCGAAAUGAGGCAGACCGGGAACAGGACAGAGUUUCUUGGCUGCCAGCAAUGCAGCAAAGGUUGCAGACUGCUGUGGAACAAUCUGAUGGUGUUGACAGCUCUUUAAAGGCCGUGGGGAUGACUCUGACCAUGGACGGUGCAACUGUGACGUGCCGGGAUGUGGUGACAUCAUUGUCCCAGAAAGUUGAAGAAAAACAGAACAAAGAAGAUAAAGACAACACACAAUUUCCUCAAGGAAAGCAGAAAAUGCGCAAGAAUGAGGAAGUGAAUACAGCAGAAAUGUGUCAGACUGAUAUUAGGGACGAUUCACCACUGCAGGGCCGAGCACAGAAGCAGCAGAAUCCCACUCCAAGUGUGAUGGAAGAGGAGUCAGGAUCGGAGGCAAAAAGGAGUAGGCUGGAAGGAGAGAAUGACACAAAGACAGAGGAGGAUGAAGAGCUCAAGGCUCCAACACAGAUACUGGAGGGGGAAGACUUAAAAACCAAAAGCCAGAGGAGAAGAAGAAGAAGAAAACAGGUGAAGACAGAGAAAGAGGAGGACGAGAGUCUGGUCCAGAGGAGAUCUGUCUUGUUAGGAGCCCUGAAAGAGAUCCAAGGAGCAGCUGAGCAGCUGGGGCUGCAGGAGCCCACCCUGCCUGCUCUGCAGCAGAGGACUCGUGCCUUGACAAAACUAGAUAGCCAGCUUGCUUGCCACCUCUCUGAGCUGCAGUACUUGUGUGGUGCAUCUUCACAAUCAGCCGUCCCUGAUGACAGCCAAACUAGUGCGGUAGAAGAUCUCUGGAAGGAGACGACAAAAGCCGUAACUGACCGGCUGGAUCAGUGUUGUAACCUAACAGAGCUGCUGAAGAGGUUUCAGAGCAUUCGCGGUGAGCUGAGGGGAACACUGCAGAGGGCAGAGAGCACCAUUAAUGAGCAAGCCUCUUACAUGGGGAGAGACAACCUGCAGAGACUACACACUCAGGUGCAGGAAACCAUAGCCGAGCUGAACGGCCUCGGGGUCAGCAUAGAGGAGGUGCGCAGCGUCUGCCGGCAGCUUCACACUCUUCUACGUAAGAUCCCAGAAUGCAUCACCAUCCCAUUCGAGAGCGAAGCUGAUGCUCUGAUGGACCGCUGGCUAGAUAUAUCAGAGAGAACAGAUUCCUACCUUGACAAUAUACACCUCGGCCUGACUCUGUGGGAUGGGGUCCUCAAGCUUGGGGCAGAGGUGGAGAGCUGGACUGCCAAUAAACUAGCAGUGUUUACUCAGUCUCCGUCAUUUCAGACAGACGAGGACAUCAGAGCCUUCAAGGAUGAGAUCUUGACCCGGGAGGAGAGUAUGGACUGUUUCCACCGAAGAGCAGCUGAGAUACAAACACUGCUUCAAAGUACAGAGCCCCCUCUGGAGCUGCAGGUGGUGGAGACCCAAAUGAGGAAGAGGAUGGAGCAGCUGAAGGAGCUUGUUUCCGAAGCUGAGGAUGUUUACAGGCAGAUGGUGGCCACUAAGGGACAAAUCACUGCCAGGAUGUCUGAAUGCUAUAACUCCCUCCAGAGGGUUCAGGACUCUCUCCUCAGCUUCAGCGGCUCGGAUGUUGUGAAAAUCCUCACAAAACUUAAAGAUCUAUGUUUGUUGCUCCAGACCCAGGAUGAGCAGGUGGAAAGCCUGAUGGAGGAUCUGCAUGUUAUGGCCUCCAUAGCUGGUACAGAAAGCAUGCAGAGUCUGUCUGCGGACGGGAUUCAGCUGCAGGAGAAAGUCAGACUCGUCCACCAGAUCUUCUCUGAGGUGGAAGAACAGACUGAGAGAAACAUCCGGGAUCUCGACAGGCUGCAGAAGGAGAGUGAGCAUUUGGAAAAAUGGUUGAUAUCCGCUGAAGAAAAAGCAGCAAAGAAGGAAGAUCUCAGUCGCCUGCAAGAGGAAGCACUUCAACAAAGCGUGAGAACAAAGGCCAUCAGCCAACUUGUGUCAUCCUUACAAAGGGGCACACUUCAGCAGUCUGAGCUUGUGGAGGAAAGCACCAAACUGCUGGAACGUUGCCACAACUUCCAAACAAACGCACUGGGUGGCUGCGUGGAGCAGGACAGCUCGCUUGCGAGGGACGUAGAAGUGUUUCAGGCUUUGUCAAAGUUCACUCAGUCCAGGGUUGAAGAUCAACCUGUUGACUCUCCGCUCAAAGAAAGCAUACAGAGUCCUGUAGAGCAGAGACUUCACUCUGCUCAGGCUGUGGAAAGUGCAAUGGCAGAAGAAGAAGUCGGAGUUACCGGAAGUAGCCUGAGCCCUAGAUUGAGUGAUGGAGAUGAUAUAAAAGGGGAAACUACUCAGAAAACAGAGGAGCAGUGCAGGAACCUUCUGCAGACAGUCCAGCCUUAUCACAGCGUUCUACAAACAGAGUCAGAGCUAGCAUCCUCCUACCAGCUCCAAAAUCAGGAGGCCUGCAGCAGAUUCCAGGAGCUGCAGCGCCGAACCACUCAGCUCCCGACUUUAUUCCCCUGGCCUGGCACCGCUGAGCGUAGACAUGCCUGCCUUCUAGCCCGUCAACUGCAGGAUGAAACCAAAUCCCUGCAAUUAAUUCUCACCAGCCUGGAUAAACAGAAGCUAAACCAGACUGAGAAAACCAGUAACACCAUCUGGAAGGAGGCUGAGCUGGAGACCCGCUGCUCCACACUGACGGCAGAGCUGAAUGGUGUGUGUUCCCGCCUCGAGGAAGGUGUCCGUAAUGAGGAACAUUUUAACCAGUCGCUGCAGGACUGCCGCCGUAAAUUGACAUCCCUGCAGGAAAGGAUGUCAGCCUGUCAAGCCCGAAAAGAUGAAAGCACAGCACAGCUCACUGAUGUAGCAGCUCUGGAGGCUUUGCUACGAGAAGUAACUGACCUAGAAAAAGACCUUUUGCAACUAGUAACACUCAAGGACUCUGUCGCAGCCAGUUCCACGGCCGAGGCCCAUGUCAGCCUCUGCCAGGAAUUCAGUAGCCUCCAAAAGCACAAGAGGGCGCUAGACAGUAGUAUUACAGAACAUCUAGCACUGCUUAAAGAGAAGAUGAACCAGCGUGUGCAGCAAGUGAAGGAAGAAGCCUCCUGUGUUCAGAUAGCACUAAAAAACCUGGCUGAAAACUUGGGAAAGCUUUCUGGGAAUCAUGAAGAGCUGCCUCACAUUGGCCAGCUUAAACAACAGUGGUGUUUAAUAAAGGACCGUGACACCAGGUUGACAGUGUUGGCUGCGAGAGUUAUUGACCUGCAGAGGACUGAACAGUCAGGCAUUACACAAGAAAUGCUUCCUGCAGAUGUGGAUGCAGCUGCUAAAGAUCUUGACAGCCUCAGGUUAAUGUCUCUACAAAAGAAGGAGCAGUGUGCAGAAAACACUGCAAACAGGGUGAAACAGGCCAUCAGCCAGCUGCAGCAGUGGAGCCAAACAGUACAAGAUGAACCAUCAUCACCCAACCAGGCUGCUCUGGAUGAAGGUUUGCGGCUCCAACAAGCCCUUCAUGAAGUCUUUUCAGAAAGAGAUUUUCUUCUAAACUGUCUGGGUAUAAAAUUCACAAAGGAACAAGAGAAAAGUGCUUCAGAUGCUCUCAGUGAAAGCACACAUGCGCUUGAAAGCUUAUCUAAAAGCUCGGUCAGUCGGGGUCAAAGAGAAGUGGAAUUAGAAGAAACUUUUAAAAGUGGAGGUGAUACAAUGCACUCAGCUUCGCCUCGUGAAACUGCCUCUUCAUCAGGCUUCAGGGAAAGCUCUGAUCCGAAUGACGACAAAAUUAAAAUCCAAGGCUUUUCCCUCAUUUCGGAAAGACAUCAUGCUUCCAUAAAGCUUACCAUGCACACCUCAGGAGGAUCAAAGGUGGACGCUAAUGGUACAAAACUUGACCGAGCAUGUAUUUCUAUGCAACGAACAGAUAUUUCCAACACGUGGCCUGCAGGUAGCCUUACCCAAACAGAAGAUGCCUUAGCUCCUUCUCAAGUCCCAUUUGCCGAAAGCCCAGAUACUUUCGAAUCAAAACCCCAACAACAAUCACAAGAGUUCACGCCAAAUCCUCCGAAAACAGACACAGAUUUCUUGAGGUCAAAAUAUAUGAGCACCAUGAAUGUAAGCCAUACAGAGAGUUUAAUGUCAGAGUCGCCUCUCACUCUCAACAAGAGUUUAGUGACUCUGCAAGAAAACUCUGAGGCAUUGCAGAAAUCCCCUGAUAUUGGUAAUGAGGUGAAGCUAGAGGGCAUCCCAGUACCAAUUAAUGAAAAUCAAUCUGGACAUGUAGCAGCACAAUCAGACACAUUUAGAGGAGUUACUGAUGCUCAAGAACAAAGGAAACCCUGUAAGGCCAUGAGUGUGAGCCCAAAGAGAGUGUUUACGGUGGUGUUGGACGAGCCACAGUACAUGCUGCAAAAUGUUGGAGCCAGCAUGUCAGAUUUUAAAAGCCUUUAUGUAGAUAAACUUAAAUCAAGCACAUCUGAAGUGGAAGACUCAGUGUCAGAAAAGCCCUCUGCUGUAGUGAGUUCAGAAUUGAAUGAGUGUAAAUCCACGGGUGCCAAAUUAAGACGCUUAGAAAACUCAGAAAGCCAUGACAAAACGCAAAGCGAAGUGUCGAAUUCCUCCGUAUCAUGUGACUCUGUUGCUGAAUUUCAUGUCAGUGGUGCAGAAGCAGCAGAAACAACAUUUCCGGGUGUCAAACAAGAGGAGAUGACAGACGUGUGGCACCCUGAGGAGCGAACAAUGAGCUCAGUCUUGCGCACGGCGGAAGGUUCAGCGCUAACAGGAGAGUCUUUGACGGAAAGCCACAUACAGCCGGUGGUUGCUGACACCCCACAGAGCACAGGUACAGGACACAAAGAGGGAGAAAAGACUGAGGAAACAUGUGACCCUGACCUCACAGAGACCAAAUAUUUAAAAGUGCCAGAAACAUGCGAGUCUAAAGUGCCAAAUGUGGAAAGUGAGUCACAGUUGCCUGCACGACUGGAGGCCACGGAGAUGGCACAGGAGCAGCCUCAGAUCCAGGAGGACAUGGAGGCUGAGAGGACGGCGCAGGAGUUGGCAGCUCAUCCAGGAGCAGGAGAGAUGACAGCUGAAUCACCUGGAUCUGAGUCCUACAAACACACAUCCACCAUGCAGGACAUUUUUUCUGAGGUCCAGAGCUUGGUGGAAAGAAGUAACAUUAUAAAUAGGAUACCUCACAUUGAUUUAAAUUGGUACCUGAAGUUCUCUCCUGGUGAAACAGAGAUUCGAUUGGUACGAACAGUCCAAAAGGUUCUGGCAUGUCGGUAUCAGCCAGCACAGCUGGAUGUCACAGCUAUGGCCAAACAGCUGGAGGAGGCACAGGAUUACAACCGCUCUGUGCUGGAGCAGGUGGCUACAAUGAAAAAAUCAUGUUCUGUCGGGGUUUGUGACCCAGGUUACUUGAAAAGUAUUGAAGGACAAUGGAGUGCUGCACUGCUAGAUGCGUCAGCCACAGUGCAGGUCAAAGCUGCACAGCUUGAUCAGGUCAAACAGUAUCACAAACAGAUAAGCAUCACCAGAGCUUUCCUGGAUGUUCUGGCUGCUGAGAAAGAAAAAAGGAGCUUAAAUGCUUUAGGAAGUAGUGCCCUUCAAGCUGAAAAACUUCACAGUCUGCUGAAAACCAUGGAACUGAAGAACGACAUGAUGGAAGAGCUCCUUCGAUUAAGUAGCCAAUUGUCGGUCCACUUGAGCAAGGCUGAAAGCUCAGGUGCACUUUUUGCCCAGCUUGGAGAUGUCCAGGAAGAAUGGAGGCUUUUGAAAGGAAGUAUCAAGAUAGCUCUGCGGCAUGCCUCAAACACUGCCUCUCAAUCCUCUCUUCUUAUAAAAGAGGCUGAAGAUCUUAAAGAAAAGCUUGAAGCUCUUCAGAAAUCCAACAUUUUCACACAAUCUUCUGGGAAAAUCCAUGACAUCAAAGGCAUGAUGGAAUUAGUUUGUCUGACCGCAGACCUAAAACUAUAUAACCAGCUCUAUCUGCACCUACAGUCCAAGUCAGACGCUCUUGUCCAUUUCUCUCUGGGUCGGAAAGAGAGGACUGAGAUCAAACAAAAUCUUCAGGAAUUGUGGUCCUUGCUCGAUGUAACCAAGAGCAGGCUGGACACUUUAACAUGUAGCGCCGGUUGCGUUUCUUCAGCUAGAGUCAACAAUCAAUUACGGGACUUGUUCAUUUGGGCGAAACAGGUAGAAAACCAUGUCGCAAUUGGAAAAAAGUUGUCUCUUUUCCCUGAGGAGGCUCGUAUUCAGAUUGUUGAGAUGAAAAGGUGUCAAACUGAUAUUUUGACCAGACGGUCCAAGAUGCAGGCAGAAGUUAAAGAAAUGAAAGCAAUAGCGUCUGACAUGGAUAACGAGGAAUGUGACCAAGUAUUGAAGACAGUAGAAGAUCUGUAUGGAACCAUUGCUGACAGCUUCGAUCAUGUUCUCGACACCAUGAAGAAAAAUCUACAUGAGAGAGGGAAACUGUUUGGCCAGCUUACUAGCAUGGAUGACUGGCUAGCGGAAACACAUGCUAAAAGAGAUCUAUGCCCUCACUUUGAGAAUGUGUCCAAAGCUGACACAAGAAAGCUGGAGAGCGAGCUAAAGAUUUACAAGUUAGCCACAGUUGAGAUUGAGAGGCAGCUACAUCUGGUGGAGGCAAUGGCAGAAAGUUGCAAAGACGUAGCAGCAGGGCUGAGCCCAGGAGAGAGCCGCUACCUUGUCAAUAGACUGUCAGGCCUUUGGACAGAAUUAGAUGUAUUGAUGGCUCAUGAGAAAGCAACCAGCUGGGAAUUAAAGGAGCUGGUUCAUGAGCGGACCGCUUCAGAUGAGGAGCUAUCUACCAUCCAGGACAGUUUAAAGCAAAUUUCCACUGAUUUAGAGCAGCUUCGGUUCCCUUUAGCAAAGGAUACCCUUUCAGCAAUCGCAGUGUUGAAGCACAUGCUAAUGGAGCAUCAGUGUCAAGUACAAGACAUUCAGCACUGCCAGGCCGCCAAGCGAAACUCUCUGCUGUGCUCCAUUGGGGAACUACAAGACAGGUGCAAAGCUCUUAGUAUUCAUGCCUUUGAGCAAGACAAAUAUCUUUACCUUAGAGGACAAAUGGAGGAAUCAAGGGACAUUGCCAAAGAGCAAAUCCAGUGUGCCAAAGACAAAAAAAUCAGAGUGGGUGAGAGGUUCAGAAUAUGCCAGUCACUCUUAGUUGAACUUCCUUUGGUGAAGACACAGUGUCAAGAAGCGGCAGACCAACUGGAGGCCAUAGCUCAGGAGUUGUACACAUCAGACCUUAAUUCAGAGAGGAAGAGGAUCCACCACACUGUGGAAACUUUAGUCUCCUGGGAGAAUUCUGUCACAGAUAUUAUCAAAAACCUGGAGACCAAGCUUCUGUUAGGGCUGCGCCUUUCCUCUGAGCUUCCUGCCUUAAUGGAACUUUUCCAAAGUACAAGACUGGAGCUCCAGAAAGCCAAACCAUUCAAUCCAGAUGAAAAAGCCAUAGAUUUUGCCCUACAAACAUGUUGGGUUAUUUGGAGAAAUAUGGAGUCUGGGAUGCGGGUGUUUGAAGCUUUGGGACGCAAAGAAAAAAUUAAAAUGAAGAAGUACAAGGAACUGUACUCUCUUAGAGAUGCUGCCAUGAAAGAGUGCCAUUUACACAUGGAGAGUUUAUCCCAGGCUCGAGAAUCCUUGAAGGAUUACCAGUGGGCUGCUCAGGGAGCAAUAGGUUUCCUUCAUAAUGCUGAAGCCACCUUCUUAUCAGCUCCUGGAGGAUUUUUGGACUGUACUGAGGAGCAAAGACAGACCCAGCAGGCUCUAGAAACUCUUGAAGAUGGAUUUCAGGCACAUAUCUGCCACCUUGCGGAACUGGUGCCCCAGCAGCCCUGCCUGUCCCAUCCAAAGACUGAGCAGCUCCACACUGAUAUCCUCAGUCAGUUGUUGGUGGGAAGAGCUGUACUGGAGGCCCAGGCCCAGCUCAGACUGGAGUCCUUGCAGAGGUGUGAAAUAAGACAACAAAGCCACAGGAGCUGUCAUGAAGACAUAUGGCAACUUCUCUCUGGAUUUGGAGCUACGAUUUUAGACUGUGCUGCAGAACAAGUGACUUCAUAUGAAAAAUGUGUUGCCCAACAUAAAAGAGCAAAGCUUCUGAUGGAGGAUCUCCACAACCUUGCUGGAAAGAUAGAUGAACUGAGAGCCGGAUGUCCAAUGCAGGGCUGUGGGGUUGGAAAGGACGUCGAGCUUGGCGCCCUCUGGAGUCGCUGGGUCUCGUUACGCCGUGGAGUCGGCCUCCUGAUGGCACACACGGAACAGAGAGGAGAGGAAUGGAGGGACAUCACUACUAGUAUGGAGCAGUGUUGCAGCUUUUUGGCCAGUCUACAGGCUGAUGUUCCUGACUCCUCCACUGUGAGCUUCACUCAAGAGAAACCCCAGGAGCUUCUGGCCCAGGCUGAGAUGCAUCAGGCUGGGAUAGAACAAGAGCAGCAGGCCUUAGCCUCCCUGGAGCAUCAACUGGAGCACGCUCUGAGCUUGUCCAGUUCCCAAGAUCCCAUCAGUCCAGGGCCUGUGGGCAAAACGCUGUUGAAGAUUCAAGAGAACGUCAGGAGCUUGAAAGAGAGAAACCUGCUGCUGGUGGCUGCGGCUCAGGCGGAGGAGAAGGAGAGACAGCAAGUUCAAGAGGAGAUGGAAGAAGUGGAGCAACACGUGGUCGCCAUUCUUUCCCAGCUGGAAGCCUGUUCGAGUCCAAGGAAACAAAAGGAGCUCAGAGAGGAUUUGUCGUCCCAGAAAGCCAAACUAAAGAGUAUCAUGGACGACAUUCAGAGCCGCUAUGAUGAGAUUCCAGCUGAUCUUGACAAAUGGAUACAAGAAGUUCAACUGUCUCUACAGAGAGCUGAGGAGAGGGUCGCAGUGAGGAGCAGCCCGGUUCACAAACUGGCAAGUCGAGUGGUGGAAUUGGUUUCUGGCCUGGAGAAAGUGAAAACGCUACUGGAGCAGAGAAGUAAAACAGUCAAUGAGGCUAAAAAUGUGCUCAAGCGUGUGUGGGAUGAGCUGGAUGCAUGGCACAGCCGCUUGAUGCUCCUGGAGAGCGAGAUGCAGGAUCUUGCGGAGGAGCAGCCAGAUCAAGCCCACCUCCUCAUGGACCAACUCACACAGCCUCUGCAGCUCUACCAAAACGCAGCGCAGAUGGCCGAGCAACGCACUGCCUUCCUCAGCAAGAUCCCUGCCUGUCUCCAGGAGUUUGAAGAUAUUCUGUACAGUGCCACCUGCUGGAUGGAUGAAGCCCAGUCAUGGCUUAACGCUCCCUGCUCAUUCACUACAGCCAGAAGCCUCCAGAAUCAUGCAAAAGCCCUGCAGCUGGUCCUGGAUGACUCUGAGAGGAUAAGAGACACCCUGCAGGGCUUUAGAUCAGUGCUGGCUGAGAUCUCUGCAGUGUGUGACAUCAGCAUCCAGGAGGACAGGCUGGACCAGAAUGACCAACAAGUUUGCACAAUGCAACGCAGCGUCCUGGAGCCGCUGAAGCAGCUGUUGCAGGCUGUUGGGAUGGUGGAGGCCAUGGAAACUGAGCUUAAGGAGAUGGAGAAGAAUAUCCCCAAGAUCCAAGCAAUUUUAUCCUCAAUGGACAACUCCAGCAUCACUGUGACAGAGCAUCUCCACAACCUGCAGGUGAUCCUGGCCAACGUGCAGUCGAUGCAGAGGACGCUGGAGGAGAUGGAGAAAUGCAAACCAGAGCUUCACCUCCCACAAGGAGCAGAGGAAAAACUGGUGAUCUUCUCCAAAGCUAGACAGCUCAUGAAGAAGCUCAAAGAGUUGGAACAUCUCACCCAGCAAGAAUCCUUACUGCAGGAGAACAAGAUUGGGGAGGAGGAGGAAACCAGUAAAGAUCUUGGCAUAACUACAACCUUCAACCCUCUUGAAGACUUCCAGCAACAGGACAGAUCUCAACAAAGAAAUCUCGCCCAGCAGGAGGAUUUUGAGGUGUCUUAUUCAGAGGAAGAGGAGGAUGAGGAAGACGAGCAUUGUCACUCGUCGUCCUCUGACACACUAACAUGCAGUAUUCCAGAGGACCCAGACGUCACAUUCAAGCCUACAGACGUGCAAAUCGAAGAUGCAUCUGAUUCUAAGCCUCUCGCUGAUACUGAGGCACUGCAGAAUCUGUCUGCUCAGUUUUGUUCUGUGGAGGCAUGGCUUGAGACUGAAGAGUUUGAAUCAGAGUACUCUGAGACUGGAUUAACAACAAUGGAAACCAGUCUAUAUCCCGAAGCUGAUUCUGGUGAAAUAUCCGGACUCAAAACUGCGACAGAGACAACAGAGCCACUAAUCGCUGCAGCUGCUACACUGGACCCACACAGAUGUCAAAAUAAUGAAACUAUCAUCACUGAACCUCACACACAGUCCCGUCAGGUAGCUGAAGACACAAGACUCAUUCCUGCAAGACCUAGAACUCCAUUUAAUGCCAUGAGAGCAUCAGUGGAGUUCAUAGAGGUGGAACCUCCCCAUCAAGGUCUGGACACUGUUAAUGGGCAGAAGGAUCAAAGCGAAGUCACCACCAGUCAUCCCAGUGUAGUAAAAGAAUCCCAGCGUGCCCAACAGGAGCCCUCAGAGGUGCCAAUCAGAUCGGCCGGACACAAAGAAGACGACGAGGAGCAGCCAAGGUGGAGUCGACUUCAUAUCCAGAUCUCUCAGAAACUGACCACUCUGAAAAAGGUUCAGGAGGAGCAUCAAACUCUGAUCAACUCAGGCGAUGGAGGCAAUGAAAAGGUUCCAGAAAGAGAGCUGGUGUCGACAGGAUCUGCUUCUGCUGUUCUGCAGCGUGUGCACGAGUCCAUUGCCAUGCUAAGACCAAUAGUGAGGUCUGCAGAUGUUUCACAUCCAGAUGUAAAGGAUGAGUUUUACGAGGCUGUUCGUGGGGUUCUCCUCUGUCUGGAUGCUUUGACCGACCUACUGCUGACUCCUAGUGGAGGCAGUGAAGAGGACGGCCAGCUGAGGCUGCUACAACAGGAGUGUGUAUCAACUGAGCUGGUGACUGUGGCUGGCCUGCUGAGAAACAUAGAGUCAGACACCAGGCCUGCAUUUUUAAGGGAAGAAGCAGAUGCUCUCCUCUGUUUGACCUCCCUUCAGCAAUAUCUACACACUGUCCAGCUGGUCUUCAAUUCAUCCCAGAAUCAGCUUAGUGAACAUCUGGGCAUCAAAAACCAACAUCAGGAGCUCUUCUCUAACCAGCCGUGUAUUUUGGACGAGCUUGAGCUGGGACAGAGUGAGAUGUUUCCCACUCUAAAGGAAGCUCCCAGUUUCGAGCAGUGUGUGCUGGGCAGACAUCUGAGACAGAGACCAGGGGAAAAAGCCAAGCUACAGCAAGCUGCACAGUCCUUGCUUCAGGGGAUAACUCGCCUCCUGGAACUGGGUGAAGAAUGCGUAACAGGAGGGCAGAUAAGCCGGGUUCACAACCGCAGCCAACUUCAAGCCGCUCUCUGCAGACACAAGAAGCUCCUGCAGGUCCUCGGGUCUCAGCUGGCUUUUGUGCAGCAUCUAUUCCAUCGUGAGCCAGAAGCACUCAAGUGCCAAGAGGUUGAGAGGGUGCAGCUGGAAGUCAGGGCCAACGCUUUGCAGCAACAGGCUCUGGAACAGGAAGUGGCAUCUCAAAGGAGGCUCCGGGAGUGGAUCCGCUGGGAGGAGAGCUGUGUCAGACUGGGCAGGCUUCUGGAUGAGGUUGAAGCCUUCAUCAACAGCGGAGAACCAGAGGGAGAUGAUGAGGAGGAGGAGGAGGGUGUAGUACAGCACAGACUAGACGCCUGCCAGCGAACCCUGGUCCAGCUGGAUGAGAGCAGAGCUGCUGUAGGACUGCUGCUGGAUCGGGGGAGCGCGCUGCAGACGGAGCCAGCGUUUGCCGCCUCGGUCGGCCAGGCAGGAGGCGCUCUGGAGCUGCGAUGGCGGAGCACCUACAAGCGGACGGAGCGAGAGAUUCAACGCUGCAGAGAUAUCCUGGAAAGCCGGGUCAGGUGGGACAGAUUCCAGACAGAUUUUGCCUCGGUCAGUGAUUGGCUGGUCGGUGCCAACGAACACCUGAAGACUUGUUCAGAUCUGGCCAACACCUCCGACCUGAACCAGGAGUGUGUUCACAGCAGUCUGAUCAAGCUUUUGGACUUCUCAAUAGAGAUGGAUUCCAUGUCGAUCCAGCGGACCUCCGUAUCAAAGCAUGCCACUCAGCUGCGCCACCUGAGGGAAGCUGAUUGCCCCAAACUGGGAGCUCAUCUCUCCCAGCUGGAGGUCAACUGGCUCCAGCUGACCUCUGACCUGUCAAAGAUACAAGAUCAGCUACAGCAGAAGCUGCUGCCAGCUUGGCCGCCGGUGCAGCUGCUGUCUGACCUGGAGGACUGGCUGAAGAAGCUGGAGGCCCGACUGAACCGGGAGAAAGAAGCAGUCCUGAAGGCCAAAGAUGCUGCUCAGAUCACAGAGAGCCUGCAGCGGUACCAGGAGGUAAAGGCAGGCAUGAUCAGCGAGCAGCUCCUACUCGACUUCCUGUCCCAGUCUGGGCCUCAGGGGAUGGGAGCGGACGUCCUGCCUCUCUGCUCCAAACGUACAAUGUUUGGAGAACAACUUGGCGCCCUCAGACUGCAGUCGUUCCACCUGCAGAGAGAACUGGAGAGCCAGAUUUAUGAUGCUGAACAGAUUCAUCAAACUUGCGCAGCCAGAGAGAGACAUUUGCAGCGUCUUCAUAAGACGAUAGAGCGGCACAGAAAGCAGCUGAAUGACUGGAAACAGCCCGUCAGUCAAACGCUGGCUCAUAAGGCUCUGCUGGAGUGGGAGGCUGUUGUGGGGAGAGUGAAGGAUGUGAAAGCCACAUGUGUGCAUGUUGAAAAGGGAGAGGGCCACCCAUGUGAUAGCGCCCUCUCUGGCCGGGCAGAGAGCCUUUGUCAUGCUUGUGAGGAUCUUAGUCAGCAGAUGGAAGCUUUGAGACCAGCUCUAUAUCAGAAUGUGGAGGAGUGGGCUUGUUUUGAGAGAAAUCUGAGAGAGAUUUCUCUACACACUACUAGGGUGCGCUGUUCUCUGCAGCAUCAGCAAGCUCCUCUGCUCUCACUGGAGCAGACACAGGCUUACCUGGACCUCCUUCAGCAACACCAGGAGCAGGCUGGAAGAGGGGAAGAGCUUUGGGCAGCUGUUGACAAAUUAUAUCAGAGUCUCAUGAAGACUGUUGAUCAUGGAAGAGCUCAGUCGCUGUGUGAACAAAUGGAAGAAGAGCGAGGACGGUGGAAGGACAUGCUGCAGAAGAUAAAGGAUGAACACAAGAAGACUGGAGAGAUACUUUCAUCCUGGCAGGAGUACACUCGCCUCUCUGAUAGCUGCUCCCUUCACCUGCAGCGCCUGCGGCAUCAGUGGGAGGAGCUGCUGAGUUCUCAACAGGACACACAGGCCAUGGUUCACUCAGUGCAGACAUUGCAGGAUGCUGCUGAGGACUUGCAAAGCAGCGUGGGAGAUGUGCUAGCAUCUUCCAAGCCUCUCAUUGGACAUCUAGAACCACUGGCUGUGAAUUUAAUCCAAUCAGAGACCAGGCUGCUUUCACGUGACGUCCUGUUGCUGAGCCAGGCGAUGUCAGGGAAAAAGACGAGUCUCCAGGAGGACUUGGGGCAGCAGGAACGAUUUAAUUCUCAACUGGAGGCUCUUGAAAAGAACAUACUGCACAGACAGAAAGCCAGCAUGAAUAACAAAGACUCUGCGAAGCAGGAUCUCCUGGCACUCAGUGAAUCACUGGUUGACGUCAGGGAGAUGAGCGGCUGUGUGAGCCUUAACAGAGAGCAGACACAGAGACGGCACACGCUCAGCAGGCAGUGGAUCGACAGCAUGACCCAGACGUCUGCCAUGAACCGAGAGCUGCAGGCUGAAAGUCAGCGUUCCCUGGACAUUGAGCAGAAGUGUGAGAACCUGACGUCUAUCCAGGAGCAGCUGGAGCAAGAGUCAAUACCCAGAAUACCUCAGAGCUACUCCAACCUCAAAGAAAUGCUGACUGUCCAUCAGAGGCUUCAGACUGAAAUGAUAAUUGGACACCAGCUUCUUCAGGGUCUUCUCUGUGAUGCAGUACAGUGCAUGGAAAAAGAAACAAAACAGAGAAGAUCUGAGCUCAUGACACGAGUGGCCUCUAUGAAGGAAAAGUGGUUCAGCGCUGUUGCUCUGGCUGUGCAGCGCAGGACCCUGAUAAAAGAACAACUGAGCCAGUGGAGGGUCUACCAUCAUGGCUCAAAACAUCUGUGGAAGCUGCUGAGGGAUGUGGACCCUCUGCUGCCUCCUGCUGGCCACGCUCUGUGUACGCCGCUGCAGCUUCGGAGCUGCACGGAUGAUCAUCAGUGUGUUGAAGAGACUCUGGAUCUGCAUUCUACUGUGUACACUCAAACUUUGGAGGCUGGCAAACAGUUGUGUGAAAGUAUGAAAGAGUCUGAGUGUCAGAGUCAACUGCAGUCAGAGCUCCAGGACAUAGAGAAGGUCUGGACACGUACCACCUCUCUGCUGGUGAAAAGAAGAGCCUCGAUUAACACAACUGUUCAGAAGUGGACACAAAGUCAGGACGAGAUAACCAACAUCACAUCUGAACUGGAUGAACUGAAGAUCAGGCUGAAUCAGAAGCUGCCUGAAAGCCCAGAGGACUCUAAGGAGGAGACAAUCAUUCAGAAGACGGACCUCUCUCUGCAGUGUUUGGCCAGCAAAUUGAGAGAACUGGCCACCAUGAAGACGGACCUGUCCCAGUACGUUGUGGCCGGUGACUCGGCUCUGCUGGAGCAGCAGCUGGAGCAACUCCAUGGGCAGUGGGAAGAGCUGUGUAUGAAGGUUUCCUUGCGCAGGCAGGAAAUCGCAGACCGCCUUAAUGCCUGGAACAUCUUUAACGACAAGAACAAAGAGUUCUGUGAUUGGCUGACUCAGAUGGAGAACAAGGUGUGCCACAGUGGAGAUCUGAGCAUCGAAGAAAUGGUGGAAAAGCUGAAGAAGGAUUGCAUGGAGGAAAUCAAUUUGUUCAGUGAGAAUAAGAGCCACCUGAAGCAGCUGGGAGAGCAGCUGCUGUUAGCCAGCGACGAGGCCAAGCAGACCCAGGUCCACGGCUCGCUGCAGGAGGUCAACCACCGUUGGCACAACCUCUUCAACCACAUCGAGGGCAGGGUGAAGAAGCUGAAGGAGACCCUGGUGACGAUGCAGCAGCUGGAUAAGAACAUGAGUAACCUCCGCUCGUGGCUUUCCCGCAUCGAGGCCGAACUGUCCCGACCGAUCACCUACAGCGUCUGUCACCACCAGGAGAUCCAGAGGAGGCUGGCAGAGCAGCAGGAACUGCAGAGGGACAUCGAGAAGCACACGGAGGGCGUAGCGUCCGUCCUCAGUCUGUGUGAUGUUUUGCUGCGGGAUGAAGACGCUGCAGGCGGCGUCGAGGCGGAGAGCGACUCCCUGCAGGAGACCAGCCACAGUCUGGACCAACGCUGGAGGACCAUCUGUGCCAUGGCUCUGGACAGGAGGCUCAGGAUCGAGGAGACGUGGAGACUGUGGUGCAAGUUCCUCGACGACUACUCUCGCUUCGAGGAUUGGCUGAAGAUGGCCGAGCGCACCGCAGCAAACCCCAACUCCGGAGACGUUCUUUACACCGUCGCCAAGGAAGAGCUCAAGAAGUUCGAGAGUUUCCAAAGGCAGGUUAACGAGCGGCUCACCCAGCUAGAACUGGUGAACAACCAGUACCGCCGCCUGGCCAGGGAGAACCGCACCGACCGCGCCAGCCAGCUCAAAGCCAUGGUCCACCAAGGCAACCGGCGCUGGGACACACUGCACCGCAGAGUGGCCGCCAUCCUCCGCAGGCUCAAGUAUUUCACCAGCCAGAGGGAAGACUUCGAAGGCACCAGAGAGAGCAUGCUGGUGUGGCUGACGGAGCUGGACCUGCAGCUCACCAAUGUCGAGCACUUUUCAGAGAGCGACGUCCAUCACAAGAUACAGCAGCUCAACAGUUUCCAGAAGGAGAUCACCCUGAACACGGAGCGGAUUGAUGGGCUGAUUGUGUUUGGAGAGGGUCUGAUCCAGAGGAGCUCGCCACAGGACGCGGCGUUGAUAGAGGACGAGCUGGAAGAGCUGCACUCCUACUGCCAGGAGGUUUUCAGCAGGCUGGUCCGCUUCCACCAGCGCCUCAGCCAGCCCCCGAUCAUCGCAGAAGAACCCGAGCUCUCCAGCACUUCCUUUUCUUUGGAGUCGAGCUUGGAGCUGAUAGGCCGACUGAGGCUCGGGCGGAGCCAAGGAAGCCUCCCGGCCACACCCACCCACCUGCUGACCCCUCCCCUGGAGCGUUCGGGGCGGGAGACGCCGGUGAGCGUGGACUCCCUGCCGCUGGAGUGGGACCACACCGGAGACGUAGGAGGGUCAUCGUCACAUGAGGAUGAUGAGGAGGAGGAUGGCCAAGAGGAAGAGGGAGCUUACUUCAGUGCACUAUCAGACGAGGAGUUGACUGAGAACCGGGAGGAACUUGUCGAAGCCCCUGAGGCCCUACAAGCCUCCUCUCUGGUUUCAGGCAGUUCUCCAAGAUGGCGGUCACCAGGAGAUCCAGAAGAGUCUCUCCAGCUGGAUGUGGAGGGCCACGCUCAGGCUCCACCCGCCUACACCAGCACCCCUCAGAAGCCGGGCUAUUUACAUCUCAUGUCUCAGUGCAGCAGCAGCAUCGAGAAAGUUAAAAGAGCCUCGCUGUUUCUGGAUGACGAGGAGCAGCCGGAGGAGUUUGGUCUAAGAGGAUUGUCCACCUCAGACAAACAGUCAGGUGUGAUUGAACGCUGGGAGCUGCAUCAGGCUCAGUCCAGGACCGACCUGGACGCCGGCCCCGAGGAGCCUCAGAAACUCGCAACUGAUCUCGAUGACAUCACUUCCUGGUUAGAAAACGUGAUCCCGGAGCUAGACCGCCUCCAGCAGUCCGACCCAGCAGCCAGUAUUGAUGACAUGGCAGCCAGAGCUAAAGAGCUUAAGGAGAUGCAUAAGACGUUUGCUCGCUACAAGUCUAUCAUGCUGUCUGUCAACCUGCGAGCUCCGGAAGCCCCAGAGCUACAGGAGAGGAUGGCUGCUAUGAACAGAGACUGGAGCAGAGCCUGUACAGGCCUCCAGCAGUGGGACAACAGUCUGAGGAAGACUCUGAUGUGCUGCCAGGAGUUCCAUGAAACCCUCCACUCUCUGCUGCUGUGGCUGGCCCACGCAGAGAGCAGACGCUACGCAGUGGACAUCAGUCAUCCAGAAACAUCCGUCAAAGCCCUCCAACAACACUGCAACACGCUCACAGAUCUGCAGGAGGAGCUGCGGGGCAGGCAGGCUCAGCAAGCCUCCCUCCAGGGUCUGUGGUCUCAGCUCCAGCCUGAGGAGGGGGCAGAGGACAGCGACGAGGCCAGGGAGAAGCUCUAUGUGACAGGCAGCAAACUGAAGCUGCUCCUGAGGCAGGUGACGAGGGACCUGAGCAGCCUGCAGAAACGUCUGGAUUGUGAAUCUGCAUCAGCGGUCCAGGGUCAAAGUGCCUCUGCAGACGCCACAGACUCAAAUAACGCUCCCUCCACUCAAAGAGAAAGGAGGGACUCUCCGCCUCGCUCCUUCUUCCACAGGGUCCUUCGCGCCGCCUUCCCUCUUCACCUCCUCCUGCUGCUCCUGCUCCUCCUCCCUUGCCUGAUUCCCAUGUCAGAGAGCGACGCCGGCUGCACUGUGACCAAUAACUUCGCCCGGUCUUUCUACCCAAUGCUACGCUACACCAACGGCCCACCGCCAACAUAAUAGUAAUGUACUGAGGUGGGACAUUUUUUAAGAAUACAGGCCACCUUGAAACAUAUGAAUAAAGUGUGUAACAUAUAAAAAUAAUAUGUUGAGUGUAUGAAGCGAUUGUCUUCUAAAACAAGAAAAAAGUCCAAAGUCCAAAAAUAGUAUUUAAGUUUCUAUUUUUAAAGAUUUGAUCUCAAUCUUAGAAGAGAUUGUAUUUAUUCCAUGAACAAAACCACCAAUUAUACUGCUUUUAAAUUUUUUUUAUAUAAUAAUCAUUAAUAAUGAAAAGAUGGAGGAUGAAUUUGGUCAUAAAUCAAAUUAAAAGUCCAAAUACAAAAAAUUAUAGAAUUAAAAUUAUUAAUAUUUUACUACUCUACUAGGAAUAAUCAGAUUAU